GCCAGUAGCUCCCAGGCAGCGAAUCCGCGAGCAACCUCGCGGCUUCGGGUUCAGGGCUAAUCGCGAAACAUUAUCACACUCCGCAUAUAUUUAUAUAUAGAUAUAUAAAUAUGUAUAUGGACAUAAAUAUAUACAUAUAAAUGUAAUGUAUAUUGAAACGGGCUCUGACUUUAUCCAGUCUACCUAGCGCACAGUUUAAUCGGCCUGGCCUUCGGACGAAUACUAAAUCCCUGUCGAAGAAUUAAUCUGCAGAUCCAAGAGUAUCGUUGUCUCACUGAAACAUAUAGCGAAUCAGUUUGAACUGCGGGUCAGCGAACCUCCGUCAUCGUGGCAUCGGCAGCGGCAGCAGCAGCAGCAGCAGCAGCAACAGCAGUGGCUAUACGGAGACGGUUCUACACACCUUUAUAGCAACGUACACAGUGCAUCAAAAAUUUCUCUACCUACUGCAUUAUCCGUACGAGCUGACGAUCAUUAUCAAAGAGUCUGCCGUCUCUCCUUCGCAAUCCGCCUUUCUCGCGGACGCCCACCGAAACUAGCUCCGUUGCAUGGAGGAUUAAAAAAAAGCGUAAAACAGUUGGAACAAUUACAUCGGAUACGCUCUGAAAAUUGGAUCGCGGGAAACGCGAAUACGGGAAGGAAGCACACGACUCGGCUGUUUACGAAUACGAUUUUCAACGUUUUUGUACGAGGCUCAACAUCUGAUCGAGCGCCAUAUUUGAAAAAAGAAAAACAUGAGGGAGACGUCCGAGUUUUUGAGCGCCGCGACGACCUCUAAUCCACGCAGAUCGGCGAUACGAGCACUCGAACAUCGCGCAGUAAUAACCCUCGAGUUUAACCAAGCGAGAUUUAGCCCGAACGUGCGAUGGUGAGAGGAGCGACUCUGGCUCACAGAAGCGAAGAAAACAACGUUAUUUACGGAGGCUCCGUACACCAUCGCAUGGGCAUUAUCGUGCGCGGAUAGUUUUCGGUCGAAGAGCGCGAGCAGUGUUGUUUGUGUACAAUUGUGCCAGUGCGUAACUCCGAUGUGUCGUGCUUCGUCAGUGUGAUCGUGCGUCCUCAGAUAAGAUUUCGUUCGUGCGCGCUUGUGGUGAGGAAGAAAAAGAAGAAGAAGAAGAAGAAGAUAGAAAUAAGGUGAUUCGAAGACUAGUGUCGUCGUCGAGUCUCCAUUAGUUUUUUGUUCUACGAUUAUAUCAGGAUCGAGUUCAACUGGUAUCGGGCACCGACUGAAAGAGCUUAAAAUCGGGGUGGAUGGAGUGAUGAGCGGGGCCCCUGCAAGGGGCGCAGUGCCCCGUCGUCCACGACGCCAUCAUCAUCACCACCAUCACCAUCGUCAUCAUCAUCAUCGUCAGCAUCGACAUCACGAGCAUCACGAUAACAAUAAUGACGAGGACGAGCGACAGCUCGAAGCGGCCGGUAAUUACGGUGAAAAAGGUCAUUCCAAGGUCAACGAGAUAAAUCGACCGAAAGUUAAUCCGAUAUUUCUGUGGGCGCUGCAACGCGAACAGAGAAUAAUCCAAGUUCGCUGCGAGGAUUACGACAAGAGGAAUCGCAUUAAACUGACGAAAACGGCGCACGGCUGGCGCUCGAUACCACGCACAGCCUCCAACGUGUACACCAACGGACACCCCUGCGUCGAACGUAUAUGCGAAAGUCCGGCCGGUGUUACCUCACUCUCGUCGGUAAGUUCGUCGCCAAACUCCUCGAGAUGGUCACCCGCAACUAUUUCGUCCUCGAAUCACGCAGCUUGGUCCGUAUCGUCGGCGAGAAGCGGCAGCAGCAGUCGGAGCAGCAGCCAUCUAGCGGCGAUCUCGUCACCGAGCCAAGAGGGCGGCGAGACGAGUCGAGAGGUCGGCCUCGGCGACGCCUCAUCCGUUGCCUCAAGAUCCCGAACCCAGAGCGACGGCGAAUCGAUCAACGAUUUCGAUUAUGCCUGUCCGCGUAGCGCCGCCAAGCUCCGGCGCAUUGGCAAAGACGUGCGCAAGAGGCGCCGUCGGGACGCCAUUUGUACAGCCCGAUCGGAGAAAACGCGAAAAGCUUUAAACAACACUGCGGAAACGCGGGACUGCCUUUUGUUGAGUACGUGGAACGAGGAAACGGAAAGUAAUAAAAAUAAUGAUGAAAACUCGACGGAUCGGGUGACCGGGCUCGGGGACGUCGGCCUCGAGAACACCAGCGCUCCGAGAACCAAUGAAACGCGAAAGAAACGUAAACACGAGAGGAACCUCGAAGCCGAGAAACGCAAGAGGCGACGGAGGAAUUCGGAGGGCCUCGAUUCGUCGGCUGGCUUGUCGGUAAUGAGCUCCCCAAGAUCCUGGGAACGACUGAUGAACGGCACCAGGUUCCUCCACAGCGGACCCGUCGCCGAUCGGUCCCGGCCAGCGCGGCAACGCGACUCGGAAGACGACGACGACGCUGUCAACGAGGACGAAGAACGAGGGAGCCGAGAUUACGAGAAACCCGACGAGUCAACGAUACGCGUGAAUAAUUUUGGAACGAUAGACCUGGAGAGAGCGAGGAAGGAUCAACACCUGCAGCCAAGGGUCGUACUGGAACAGUUGAGACUUUCCGGAACGUCGGACACCGUCGCGCGCAAACCGGCCAACAACUCUUACGAGAAUUAUGCAGAAAGAGAAGCGGAGCAGGAGAAGGAAAUUCGAGAUGAAGCGCGGGAAGGGAAGGAGCGGGAGGCCGACGACUCGGACAAGUCCCACCGCCUCGGCGAGUUCGAUUCCAAAGAAAGGGGACGAAAGAAGACUGUAUCAAUGUCCGACAAGUCGGAAAUUCGUGAUAUUCUUAGUAUGCUAGAUUCCACGGGUUCGCCGGUCCUAGCGACCGACACUCCCACAGCACAUCUACCGAGUUCCCUCGAUUCAACGAAAACCAAUAUUUCCAGCUGCUACGAAAAUCGUGACUGCGCUAAACAGUCGGUUAAUCCGGGACGCGAGGAGCCGGACAAGAACCGUUUGCCGCCCGCUUCGUCGCCGAUAAUCGGAAGAACGUCGACGAAGAGCUCGAUCUCGGAUAUCUCGAGUGGGCGCUCGUCGGAGCACGCGAGUAGGGAUCCGGUGUCGCGUUUGACGACGAGGAAUCUCGUCGGUGGGAAGCGAAGCGAUUCGCCUUCCGCCGAGCGAGAGCGAGUCGUCAACGGUAAGACACACCGAAGAGGAAACAUCGGGGAGACCGUUGACUCGGGAUUUUCGGAACUUGGCACGAGCUCGGAGAUACUCGAGGCAUUGAGAAGCACUCCGGGACUGUCGGUGUCCGUCACGACGAGGCCGAAUCCCAGCGAGCCACGUCACGAGUCUACCGAGAACGUAGCUCGGAAUCCGUACAAACGUCCAGCCUCCGCCGUCUAUCUCGAUAAACUUUUGCCAAACUCGCCUCAACAGAGCCGACAAUCGGCUCCGCCCACGCCUUGCUUCGCCAAUUCAGAGGUGACGUGUUCUCAAGAGCCCGGUAAUGAACUCACCCUCGAAGCUAUUCUCGCGACGCCGGGAGCGCGAUCCUCCGAGAAGCUUAGCGGACCGGGGCUGGCUGCGAUUGUAAAUCGACUGUCGAGCCGUCCUAAACAAGCGCACAGCGUUCCGGACUACGCUGGAAAAAGAUUGGACCAAAGGACGAAGGAUGCGCGACUGGAUUGUCCGCCCGGUGAAACGGCCAACCGCGAAAGGAGCGAUAAGCAGAACCCGGGCAACGGAGACAUCGCGAGAACGUCCAGGCCGCUGGAGAAGCGGUUGCAGCCUCCCCCGCGUCAUCGGAGCCAGCAGCCCCGUCACAAUUACAGGAGUGCCAACCGGACUAACCCCUUAAGGAUCGUUCCACCGGCGAAACAGUUGCGCCAUCUAAUGGACAAUUCAAAAAUCCCAAUACCCGAUCCCCUCCUGGUGCCGCGUGACCGUUUGCCCGCCCUGGCCGCGGCUCCAGCGAUCGAAAUUCCGAAACUCCUCGCCGCCAGGCCAGAGCUCAGGCUACCCGAAGCUCUGACGAGGCCGGAUCUGCUCAGGGACCCGGACCUUCUCGUCAUAUCUUUGGCCCAUCUCCAGCAAGUCCUUGACCAGGGGGACGGUUCCGUCUGCGAAUACACGUACCGGCCACCGCACCCGACGGCCUUCGGUGACGAGGACGAGGAAGAGUUCGGCGAAGAGGACGAAUUGAUCGAGCGGGAGGACGUCGACGAAGAGGAAGAGGAGGAGGACGACGGUGUCGAGGACUUGGAGGAAGAAGAAGAUCAGGACGUUCCGGAACAGAGCCUCAGCCUCUACCGCAGCGAGUCCAUCGACGCGGCGAGAGUUCGCGGCCUCGCCGAUGGAAAACCAAGGAAUCAACGACGACCGCCCAAAUUAAUUAGCUGUAAGCCCAUAGGUAGCCUCAUGCCAGGGCCCAUAGAUCUCUCCCGAAACUGCAGCAUCCGUUCGACUCAUCCCAACCGAUCUGGACCUACGUUCGCACCUGGAUUCCGUCAAUCGGACGCACCGACGACCCAGUUACCACCCCCGCCAUUGCUCAGGGUACGCAGCGGCUUGCUGAAACAGGAGUCCGAAGUUUCUUCUACCGAGAUUCCCUCGCCCUGCGUUCAGGAUGAUUCGCAUCUGUGGCAUCCGCUCUUCGGAAGUCAGAAAAGACAAAUGCAACAACACCAACGCCAACAGCAGCAACAGCCGGCGCCUCAGGCGCAGCAGCAGCAACAACAGAGCCACCGAACACCCUGGCACAGGACAACACUCGCAUCUUGACCUUCGCACAUGAUCGAUCUUGACUAAGAGACUUUCUUCUUUCGGCGUGAUUGAAAAAACGAAAAAUCGUUGUUUUUCCCAGCACGCGUGUUAUCGAGGAAAGUUUUCACUUACGCAAUAGCCUCGCGUAUCUAAAUAUAUACAGAAAUCCAAUCCCCUCCCCCAGGCUCGUCAAUAAUUAAUCGUAUCGUACGCAUUAGACAUGUGCGGUAUUGAAAAAUUGGAAAAUUACUAUCUUCCAUAUGUUUUUAUGAUACCCGUGAAUAAGAGAGGUUUGUGAUUCUCGUGUACGGAGGAAAAAACGUCUCGGCAGGGAGGAGAACUGUCUCUGUUGAAAAUAUUUGUUUAACCUCGUUGUUUUUAUUUUUAACGAGCUUCGUCGUUGGAACUCGUGUCGGGACUCUAGUGCAAUAAAAAAUAAAGAAGCGUGGGGGGCGCCGCGAGCUGCAUGGAAGCAUUUGGCGAUUUUACACACGAAAUUCGGUGAAUCGCAAGCACGACGAAAAAUCGAACGAAUGAAUACAUCUAUUUUUUUAACGAACCCCCGCUUCGAUUGUGAAAUGAAAUAUUAUUGAGACUCGAGAGACUAAAUAUACUGAGCGCAUAACCUCUCUGUUUUCGAGCGUUGCUAUCUCAAGAUUUGAACCUCUCGAAUAUUUGACCGAUAACGUCUAAUCCGAAAAAAAAGCGUAGCUGCGAUGUUUCCCUUGCCGUGAAAAACAUGCUUUCGUUUUUAUUAUUUAUUCGGUAACAAAAAACUCGCGUGCGGCAUUUGUAGUUUGUUGACACUGACUGUAUCGCCAAAGCUUCUUACAGCGCUCGAGAAGAGGGCGGCACAGCAGCUGUGUAUCAACGAAAAAGAACGAGAAGAAAGAGAGCGAGAGAAAAAAUAUGCUCGCGCGCGCGUUACGUGAUUAUUAACACACUCGUGCGUGUUUCACAUGUCUUCAUACCAAGCAAAGAAAGAGCGCUGUUUCCUCGUCCCUCGGAUUGUUCGGGCAAUUUCGAGGCUUUGGAUCACCGCAAAAUCGAGCGAAUAAUAGGGAGAGAAAAAAUGAUAGUUUGUGCAUGGUCGCGUGGGCAAGUAAACGAGCAAAGUGUAUCGAUUACAGUAUCGCUAUUGACCGAUCGCAGAAGAAGCCCCCUGCGAGCACCUCUUCCUCUUCGAAGGGUUCAAAUCCUCUGAUCCGUUUUCCUCUUUCAUUUCUUAUCAUCACAAAAACUUGUCUCAUAACACGUUGCUCUUCGUCCCGGAGACUAACCGCUUUAAGUCCCAGAAGAAUGAAAAAACAAAAUAGAACCGGGGUAUGUGCAACACUUGUUUAAAUUAUACAAUCAUUAUUAUUAUUAUUAUUAUUAUCAUUAUCAUCAUCACAAAUAACAGACACCGCGAAUCGCGUUGCACGAAAAAUUGAGAGACUUGUGGCUAUGCAUUUGUAAUUUAGGUGCUAUUCGUUGGUAGUUUCAAAACAAAAAUAAUUAAAUAGUUGACUAUAAGAAAAUUCCACACCCCGUGCUAGAUGAGAUAAAUUGAAGAGAAAAAAAAUGAAAUAAUUAAAAUGUAAAUUCGCGGGUGUCGUCGUCCCCCCGUGCGCGUGUGCGGCAACGGGAAUAAAUCGUUGUAGAUAGACUUCACGAUAGCUAGGCAAAAUGUUUUAUAUUUAUAUACCUUGCAUUAAAUAUAUAUAUACGUAUAUAUGUAUAUAGAAAUAUAUAUGUAUGUAUGUAUAUUUUGAUUAUCAUUAAUAUCAAUUAUUAAUUUGAGUAAUAAAAGAUUUAGGAAGAGUAGCAGUUGGUAGAUGUUAUGUAAUAAUCUCAUUAUGACGUCUGUGACUAAAUAGCUGUCUAACAGCUGGAAAAAUAUAAAAUCGCGAGAGAGUUAUUUGCUCGGGGCAUUUCGCGUUGAUCCUCGCUCGCGUUGCGUCGUCAUUUUUUCAAACUUGACCAUAUUUUUUUUUUUUUUUUUUUUUUUUAUUUCACCAUUCGGCGCUUGAAAUAAAAGAAAAUAAAAAAUAAACAAAGAAAUGGAAACACAUUCGUUUGAUUUUCGGGAUAUAUCGCGAUAUCAUUGAAUAACUGCGCGUGACAUCGUUGAAAAUAAAAUGCCACGUUUAUAUUUAUACCCACAGAAUCCACGUACACACCGAUACUUUUGGACUCGUCUGUACUUGAUAUAACGCUAAUAAUCAUAUAACCGUCAGCGACCAUCGCACACCGAUCACGAACGCGUGAAAAUACGCGUUUUGUAUUUUUCGAGACUUAACCCAUUGCCCAUAUAAGAGGAAUUAAAUGACAAAAUAGAACAACAGAUGGAGCUUCAAGACAUCGGAAAACCGAACCGUGUUGUACGUCGUCGGAACUAUAGAAACAAAACAAAAUGUAUAUCUUUUCUCAACCAUAUAAAAUCAAAGCGUUUUUUUGUCGACUGUAUUGUAUAGAUGCUAUAAUCCUAUACAUCUUAUAUAUAUAUGUAUAUACUUAUUAAAACGUAUAUAUAUAUAUAUGUGUAUAUCACGAACUUAUAUGAAAUAUUCUGUAAAUAUACGAAAGACAGAUGCAGUGAAAUCAAUGACGAUUUUAGAAAAUAACGAGAAUUCUUUAUUCACACGUUGUGACUUUUCUUCAGGGACCAUUCCAUUGCUGUUAUAUAUUCCUGCAUGAUUUCUUUUUUUACACUUUUCAUCCCACUCCUUUCACAAACUUUGACAACUAUAUUUUAAAUUGUAGUUGAGCUGGACAUUAAUGUGAAAAUUAAUAAAUUUAUUAUAUCACGUCUAUUUAAAAAAGGAA
Messenger RNA from Venturia canescens, 7523 nucleotides. RefSeq lists its product as uncharacterized. Bases 1257 to 4733 code for a protein of 1158 amino acids. Lineage: Eukaryota; Metazoa; Arthropoda; Insecta; Hymenoptera; Ichneumonidae. The transcript has 2 exons. The record is from RefSeq and is a predicted model, not a curated record.